AAUAAAUUCUCGCGAAAGCUCUCCAUUUUUAACGGUUUGCCCAUGUAGUCAUCGCAAGAAACACAUAACAGUGUUGAAUGGAAGAAAAGUCGCCAAGCAGAAUUCAAUCAGUCUGUAACCAUCGUAGCCUUAACACCACAUAUAUUUCGUUGCGUUGGUCAUUUCAUUCGAAUAAAAAUAGAAUUAUGAGUUUUUGGAGUUUUGUUUAAAAAUUGUUUACACUUGUGCGGUUGCGAAUCAAUCAAAUCAUAAAUAAGCAAAAAUAUUGUCGUGACGAACUAUACUCAGUUUAGUGUGCUCAUUAUCAACACACACCUUACUUAUCUAUUGUUUUUCGAGCGGUUUUAACACGGUUUUUAUUCCGCAUAAGUAAAGAUAAGAUUAACAAAAACGACAAAUACAAUUGUUAGCCCUAGAUUUACAUUUAAAUGGACUUGUGUGUUUAAGUCAAUACCAUCAAGUGAACCGAGUGCAUUCCAAAGUUUUAAUUAAAUAAUAUUAUAAAAGAUGGAUUUACAAGCUCCACUUCCUCCACCACCACCACCCCCAACAAAUGGAAUGCUAUUUUCGAAUUCGAUAAAUCACCAUCAACACCAGUCACCGAUAAAUUUAAACACCACCCGAAAUAUGAGCGAUCGAAGUCAAUUAUUGAUUGACAUUGAAAGGGGAACGACUUUGAAGAAAGUGUCCGAAUCACAGAAUGGAUUGAACAGUCGCUACAUGAAUCAAAUCAAGCAGAUUUCCUCAUCGAACGAAUGCAAUGGCAUUGACAACAAUAAUUAUAGCGAAGAUGCGAUAAAUCCAAUCAAAAAUCAACUCCAAGCAGAGCUCUCCUCAACAUUGCAUCGUCGUCAGACUGGUGGCAAUAAAAAACCGAAUUUCAUUGCUCCGAAAAACACGACAAUUAAUGCGAUCAAUAACCAGUUGCGUGAAUUGCAAAAUAAUGCUCAAAAUCAACCUAUCACAAAUGGUAAAACUGCCACUGAUGCUAAGCAGACUAAACCAUCUACUGACGAUAAGGAUAAGGAGGAGAAGCCGAAAUUAUUGAUUUCUCAUGGCAAGCCAAAUUUUAAAAUUUCAUCAAAUGGGUCGAACUCCAAAAAGUUACUGGAGAAAGACGAGAAUGUCUCCGGUAAUGAACUGAUUGGAACACUACGACGAAGGCUAAAGUCGGUGGAGGCUUUAGAUGAAAUCGAACCAGCUGAAAGAUCAAAUGAUAAAUCAGUCAACGAACCGAAAUUUGUGCCGGAACCAAAGGUGGUUGUAGCGGAGCCAACAAAAAUCGUUCGGCAGCCACAAAAAAUUGUUCAAGAACAAACGAAUGUAUUCAAUAGUGUACCCAAGUCGCCAAUCGCUCCUCCUCUAUUCUAUAAAGCAUCAGUUAAGAAUUUUAGUACAGUCACAAGCAAUACAUCAGCAACUGAUGGUAACAGCGAAAUCAAACGAACAAUCAGACGACUGAAGUCUGUGGAGUUGUUGGAACAAACUGAGAAAUCCACCGACGACAAAACUGAAUUGAAUGACAUUCAGAGGCGAAUACAGAAUUUGAAAAAUGUCGAAAUCCACAAAAUCAACAGCUCAUCAAAUGGAUUCACCAGCGAAGUGCGCACAGACGAACACCAUAGAAUCGAGUCAAUUUCCGUGCGAUCAACAACCGAAACAGAUUGCUUUCAAUCGUCUCCAAUACUACCACGACGCGCUCAACUAUUCAAGCAACAGCAAAAUCUAGAGAACUCAAAGAUUACUUCACCGACGAUCCAUCACAUCAACCAUGGAAAUUCCAAUUACAAGGUGAAGCCGAUCACUUCAUUUGCUCGCGAUUUGCAAUUGGAACCAAAUCGCUAUCCGGAUACAGUGGCCGUUACCAAGACCGCAGAACCGGAACCGGUAUUUUUUUCGGAUAUUAAAUUUAUCAUUAAUUCGAAUGGUGAAGUUGUACGGUCGUAAAGCAAUGCGUGUACUUGAUCGACCGUUUUGUUCAUAUAUUGCCAUAAUUCACAACCUUUCACAGACGGCUGCAUCAUCUGUUAACGAUUCUGGAUGACAAAACAUUUAAGCAAAAGAAUUAAUGGGCUCGAUGUAUGUGUACCGAUGCUCUUGCCGUCCGUGAAAGGUUAAAAAUGUUUUUCGUUAAGAUCGGACGCUAAGAUUUUAAUUUGUCAAUAAAGUUUAUCAAAU
Bradysia coprophila is the source of this 2178-nucleotide messenger RNA. RefSeq lists its product as uncharacterized. Lineage: Eukaryota; Metazoa; Arthropoda; Insecta; Diptera; Sciaridae. Gene Ontology annotation, molecular function: actin binding. The record is from RefSeq and is a predicted model, not a curated record.